UUUUCGGAAAAUCAAGGAAACCCAUCAAGGAUUAUGGAUCAGAUGGAUAUUGAUCGUGUGCCAGAUGUUCCUGACACCCCUGAUAGACUGACUGCACAGGAGAUUAAGGGGAAGAGCAGUGGAAGAAGAUGCAGUAAUUUGUCCAUCUCUGGUAACCGCAAUAGUUUUGAUGGACUAACUAGAACUCAGUUUAAGGUUAAUGAUAAUGGGAGUGGGAAGUGUUCUAUGGGUACUCCAAAAAGUGCCAUUAUUUCGUCUGAUCACCACAGUUCAGACUUUGUCUCAGGAAAUCCAUCAUACUCCAACAACCCUUCAUUUUUUCGAAGAAUGAAAACUGAUGAAAUUCAUAAUCAUGAGCGCAUAAAUUUUCAACCUAGAAAGACUGAUAGAUCGGUUUAUGUACCAUCAUCUGCUGACCAAGAUGGCUGUCUGGUAGAUCUGACUGAACGACAUGGACAUAAUGGACUGCAUAAAAAUGUUUUCCCCCGUGGAGCACCGGCAAGUAACAUGGGGAGUUCUUCUAUAACAUCAUGCUUUGUUAAUAAAGGUAAAGAGCCUAAAGACACUAUUUCAGGCUUUGAUCGUGGUAAUGUAGUUAAUUGCACCCAACUUAAAGCUGGCAAGGUUGCUUCCACAUCUUUAGGUUCAACUAGGUUACCUAGAGCUACUGGUCAAAAGAGAUUGGUUCGAAAUGGAUGCAUUUCUCCACACAACAUAGCAAAGGCUAAACAGUCUGUUGUGAUGGACAAUGAUGGCUUGGAUGGUGGAGCUAAUCAUAGUGUACGGGCUGUAUCCAGUUCUCCACAGAUUCCAAUUGGUAAAAUGGAAUGGAUUGGUGAAGACCUUAGCUAUGAUAGAACAAAGGGCAAAGGUGUUAUGAAGAUUCCUUCAUCAGUCAAAGAGCCUGAUGCUCAAAGUGCUCAUCCGCCUAGCAGGAAUCCUGUUGUGAUCAAUGAGGUAGUUAAUGAAGUUAGUGACACCAAUGGAGAUGCAGGUAUAAGCUUUGAGGAACUUAGUGGAUGGAGAAAUACACGUAACCGAAGUAAGAAAGGCAAUUUGCCUUGCUCUCGUGAGAAUAGCAGUAUUCCUAGGGAUAGUCCUGGCUUAAACAAGGGUUUGCCUUGGCAUACGGUGGAGAGGGGAGAAACUGGAAGUGCAACUGGGACCAGUCACAGCAAUCCUUUGGAUCUUGAUGCAACCUCUAGUCGAGAUGCCUCUUUGCCUUUUGGAGAGCAAAGGACAUCCCAUGUUGGGUCUCAAGUAGGCCAAUUCAACAGGCACAGCUCUUUUGCAAAAUCACUGUCCAAGAGACAAAGGCAGGGGUUUGCCUCAAGUAGCCAUGGUGAAUGCUCUAGAGCAGCCAUGGAUAAUUCAGAUGUUAUACUUCUUGGCUCACCUGAGAAUAAUGCAGGACAACCAAGAACAAGUGGGACAGUUAGUCAAAACAGCUUCCACUCAUUAGAGCCAGUUAUUGAAAUUGAUGAAACUAAUCCUGAAGUUAGAGGUGAUGGAUCUAGCAAUGUUGGUAGCAAUAGUAAUGAUGCUGGUGAUAUGGCCAGACAAAUCGAAGCUGAUGAAAUGUUAGCUCGGGAACUGCAAGAACAGCUUUAUAAUGAGGCACCUGGUGUUGGUGUUGGUGAGAUCGAUGCGCAUGUGGCAUUGGCCUUGCAGCAUGGAGAGGAUUUAUCACCCAUUUUUCCUAGAAGUCGUGCAUUUCAUGCUAGAAACUCAUCUACAACUAGCUCUUCUAGACAGUCUCAAUCAAGCUCAGCUCUGGGCCUCUUGCGUAGAGGUUCUCAAGCUCGAGCCGCUUCUGGCAAUAGAAUGGCUAGGUUGAGAAAUCGUUUUCCUGGACGGCCUCGUACUAUAUCAUCAUCUGGAGAGAGAAACCCUGUCUUUCCUGCAGACAUGGAUGUUGACCUUAGGAUGUAUAUAUUGGAAACAUUAGAGGCGAUCAAUGACAUGGGCGUAGCCAAUGGCUUUCUUCAAACCCAGCGUGACUUUAAUGAGAAUGACUAUGAAAUGCUGUUAGCCCUUGAUGAGAAUAAUCACCAACAUGGCGGUGCAUCUACUGCUCAGAUUAAUGGUUUGCCACAAUCGACAGUUCAGAGUGACAAUCUCGAAGAAGCUUGUGCGAUUUGUCUUGAAACACCAUCCUUGGGGGACACUAUACGCCAUCUUCCUUGCCUUCACAAGUUCCACAAAGAUUGCAUCGAUCCAUGGCUGAGGAGAAGAAGAUCAUGCCCAGUCUGCAAGUCAUCAAUAACAUGAGUAAUUUCUGCCAGUCUAAAGAAAGAAAUUACUCAUUUUUGUGGCGAGCAGGGCCCUGGCACCACAGGUGGGCCUUUUAUGGAUUAUUCAGGUAACAUAUGGCAAGUCUUUUUGUCGCCUCAAACUUUUGCUUUGUCGUUUGAUGGCUUCUUUUGAAAAGCCUCAUGUAACUACUACCAAUAAAGAUUUUUGAGUUUUUAGCUAUAUAGUCUUAUGGUUAUUAAUGGUAAAGCUUGAGAGCAAGCACAUGGACUCUUACAAUGUGUGCUAACUGCGUUGAGCAUUAUUACUUGGCUUUGGAAAUGAAUGGAAAUAUGCAGCUUCUCCACGGGUUAGAGCAAGCUGCAUAGUGAAAUGAUAAAGUAGGUGCAGAAGGGGAGCCACAAGCUUUUGAUUAGGCAUCAAUCACAUCUUGGAUGGAUUUGAUGUCGCUCUCUGAUGACCGUAUUGAUUUUGUAAAAUGUUGGCCAUCCAUAUACCCAUGUUUUUGUUUUUUUUUUUCGAAUCUUCAGAGCCAGAAGGUGCGAUGGCCUUCCCCUGGCACUGAAACUUCUUGUUGAGAAAAGCAGUAAUAAGAUGUUUGCUUUAUGCUUUGAUGCAGUA
This is a messenger RNA of Coffea eugenioides, 2874 nucleotides long. RefSeq names its product E3 ubiquitin-protein ligase RLIM. Lineage: Eukaryota; Viridiplantae; Streptophyta; Magnoliopsida; Gentianales; Rubiaceae. The record is from RefSeq and is a predicted model, not a curated record. The transcript is spliced from 9 exons. Bases 34 to 2271 code for a protein of 745 amino acids.